ACCUUGGGAGUAAUAGUCAAGAUAUUUAAGCUUCUAUUAGUAGCAAUAUUGAGUAAACCACAAAAGUAAUUUUUUAUAUUGAAAUAUUUUUGUUUAUCAUUGCAAGCUGUUGAGUGACAUUUGACUCAGUUUUAGGUUACGUGAAUUACUCUUUUUCCAGUAACAUCACUUCCAGUUUUUCUACUGUUUUCAUAGCAGCAAAAUGGCUGAAUCAUCUGAUGAUCAAAAUCCCUUUCACUGUCCAAUCUGUCUUCAUCUUCUGAACAACCCGGUAACUACAUCUUGUGGGCACAGUUUCUGUAUGAACUGUCUUAAUGAGUGCUGGGAUCGAGACGAUCAGAAGGGAGUUUACAGCUGUCCCCAGUGCAGGCAGACGUUCAUCCCAAGACCAGCUCUCAGCAGAAGCACGGUGCUGGCUGAAGUUGUAGAGAGAAUGAAGAGAGAAGCACCAGAAGCAGGAACAGCCUCUCCUGUUCUCAAUUAUGCUGCGUCUGGGGAUGUGGAGUGUGAUAUCUGCAUAGAGACCAAACUAAAAGCCAUCAAGUCUUGUCUGGUGUGUUUGGCUUCUUACUGUGAAUCUCACAUCCAAACUCAUUAUACAUCUCCUGCAUUAAAGCGCCACAAACUGGUCAAUGCCUCACCACAUCUACUGGGCCAAAUCUGCUCUCAACAUGAUAAACUACUGGAGCUGUACUGUUGCAAAGAUCAGCAGCUGAUAUGUAUGCAGUGUGCUUUGAUCAACCACCAGAACCAUAAAAUGACUUCAUCUUCAGCAGAAAGACAAGACAUACAGUCACAGGGACGGUUGAAGGAAAAUUUGGAUACCCUACAAAUGGCAAUGCAGCAGCGAGAAACAAAGGUACAGGAAUUAAGACAGGCCGUGAACUCUCAUAAGCUCUCUGCACAGGCAGCAGUGGAGCACAGUGAGAAGGUAUUUACUGAGCAGAUCAGCUCCAUGAAGAAAAGACGAGCUAAGAUAACAGAAAUGAUCAGAGCUCAGGAGAAAGCAGAAGUAAGCAGUGUUGAGGAACUCAUACUAACACUGGAGCAGGAGAUCAGUGAUCUGAAGAGGAGGCGCGAUGAACUGGGGCAGCUUUCAGAGGUGGAGGAUGACAUCUAUUUCAUUCAGAAUUUCUCAUCUCUAUCCCACUACCAGAUUUCAAAUUUGUGCAACAUCGCCGUCAGACAACAUUUGACAUUCAAGGAGAUAGAAACAGUAAUCUGUCUGCUGAAAAGUCAACUGGAUGAUCUCUGUGAACAAGACAUUGUUCGGAUAUCAGAGAAAGUUCCCACUGUCCAUAUAAUGGAGAAUAAUAAGAAGAUCACAGAGUAUUUGCCAUCUCAGCCCCAGACCAGAGAAGAGUUCCUUAUGUAUUCCUCUGAAUUGAUUCUGAAAAGCUCAUCAGCCUGUAAGCAGCUCUCUGUACGGAACAAGUCUGUGUCAAGGCGUGAAAAGAAAAACGUUGACCCAUACUAUGGACGUUCAUACAAUGAAGCUACACCCACAUACCAAGUGUUGUGUCAAAACUGUUUGUCUGGGCGCUCUUAUUUUGAAGUUCAGUUUGGAGGAACAGGUGGUUCUAUUGCGUUUUCAUAUGACAAGAUUAGUCAAGGUGGAGGAUCUGUUAUAUUUGGCUCAAACAACAGAUCCUGGAAAUUUGACUUUCCAGCAGCUACAAUUUGUGUAAACCACAAUAGCCAACAGACUAACAUUAGCUUGGUCUCUAAAAUUGGAGUGUUUCUCGAUCAAAUUGCAGGAACCGUGUCCUGUUACAAUGUCUCAAGUGAUAAAAUGACCCUCUUACACAGAAUCCAGACCACUUUUUCUCAACCACUCUACCCUGGGUUUUCAUUUCAGGAUUGGGGAAAUGACUCAUCUGUGACAAUUUGUGAUCUUCCUAAGCUAAAUAAGUAAAUAUAAUCUGUACUAACAGUGAUAGAUUCGUGAAUGGAGACUAAAUUCGAGGCAAGUCAAGAGAAAUCACUGUUCUCAUUCAUCAUUGUUAAAGCAAAUUUUUAAAUGCUGUUAAUUUCAUUAAUCUUUAAAAAAA
Molecule: messenger RNA, 2051 nt
Organism: Rhinichthys klamathensis goyatoka
Lineage: Eukaryota; Metazoa; Chordata; Actinopteri; Cypriniformes; Leuciscidae
Product: E3 ubiquitin/ISG15 ligase TRIM25-like
Exons: 7
Coding region: 203-1915 (570 amino acids)
Molecular function (GO): protein binding; zinc ion binding
Source: RefSeq, a predicted model, not a curated record